This is a messenger RNA of Orussus abietinus, 2310 nucleotides long. It is a transcript of the gene DEF8, whose product is annotated as differentially expressed in FDCP 8 homolog. The coding region runs from base 351 to 1802 and encodes 483 amino acids. The record is from RefSeq and is a predicted model, not a curated record. Lineage: Eukaryota; Metazoa; Arthropoda; Insecta; Hymenoptera; Orussidae. The transcript has 8 exons.
UAACCAGUUGCAUGGCACGUGUGCAUGUAUUUAUGCAGUAGUAUGUGUGUGUGCCAUGAAAACCAAAGGAAACGUAAUCCAAUCUCUUUUCUCUCUUUUUCUAUCAAUAAACAAUGAACGUGAUAUGUGCGAACAUUUUUCAACUAUUGCAGUAACGACAGAAAAUGGGACCUUGAAAUGAAUUCGCUGAGACCAUUGAUAUUAAUCUUGAAUUUCCAUACUCAGAGAAAUUGUGACCACACAAUUUCUUUAAAGGUUAUCCGAGAGUCGAAGCAUCCGUUAGUGCAUCGACGUCCUACAUGUUUUGUUAAUUGAGAUUAGAGAAGUAUAGAGUUGUGAGAUAAUAUACAAUGGCAGAAGUAAAAGUUGGAAUUAGUUCGAGCCAGGACUGUCCCGUCGAUCCAAGAACGAGAACCAGUGAAUCCGGAACUAUGGCGUCGUCUCCGUCAUCCUCGUCUGAUUAUGUCACUGGGGAUGCUGAUGACAGCUCUGAUAGUAAGACGACGAUACCCCGAACGUUAAAGUCUGUAGAGACCUUGCUCUCAUUUUCAAAGGCAACGACACAAGAGGAACUUCAAGAAAUGGCUGGGAAAUGUAAACAGUUAGUAUUAGAGAGCACGGAAUGCUCCGAGGAAAGGAAAUGGCUCGUAAGACGUUUAAUCGAGCUUCGUCUAAGAGUUCAAGAGUUACGGGGAUCGCCUGAUGAGACGGUACUCGAAACAUGCGUUGUUCUCGGACAUCAUUUGGUUCCCCAGAAACAUUAUAUCAACAGUGGGCCAGUUUACUGCGAUCAUUGCAGUGGCACUAUCUGGACAGUUUUGCAGUCGUGGUACAUUUGUAGUGAUUGCGGAUUCUGUUGCCACUGGAAAUGCCUGAACAACAUUUGUCGAGUCUGCGUACAUGUCAUCGCAAGCGAGACUGGUGGCUACAACAACACAAUGGACAUUUGCCCAGAGCAAGGACUUUCGGCGCAAGGAUAUCGAUGCGCAGAAUGCAAUGCCAAAAUAACAUUUACACUCGCAGAAGGAUUAUUGGUAUCAUGUUUCGGAAGUCCUUUCAAGUAUCCAGAUACUGCAUGGGUAGAUCCGCGUCUUUGCGAUUACACUGGAUUGUAUUAUUGCCAACGGUGCCACUGGAACACUAUGGCAAUGAUUCCGGCAAGAGUUGUCAGGAACUGGGACAUGGAACCACGUCGAGUGUGCCGAGCUGCUGCUCAAUUAUUGGCUUUGCUCGAGGAGAGACCGGUUCUCCAGCUGGAGCAACUUAAUCCAAAGUUAUUUACACUGAUUCCAGAUUUAUUGGUUAUUAAGAAAUUACGGGCAGAGCUGCAGAUGAUGAAGACUUAUUUAGUAUCCUGUCCGAAAGCCCAGACUCAAGGUUUGCCCUGGAAAUGUGUACUCCGAACGCAUUUAAUAGAAAGUCAGGACACCUAUUCCCUGAGGGACUUAGCCGAUCUUCAAAGUGGAGUUCUUCUGAGUGAAAUUAGGACAGCUUAUGAUUCCAUGAACAGCCACAUCACUGAAAUAUGUAAAUUGUGCAAAGCGAGGGGCCAUUUGUGUGAAUUGUGUGGGAACGAUGAAGUCAUUUAUCCAUGGGGUCACAAUACAAUCUCUUGUCUGGAUUGCACAGCAGUUCACCAUAGAGUUUGUUGGGCGAAACGCAAUCACACUUGUCCAAGAUGUGCGAGAAUUCAACGAAGACAUGCUCUAGAAUCGGAAGGAAAUACCGAGUCGAUCAUUGAGAAGAACGGAGAAGAGGAAAAAGGUAAAGGCCAAACUUCAUCGGAUGAUCGCAGCCCUUAAACUACUAUCUCCGUGCAUUAAUUUUCCAUCUCAGACAAUGCAACCCGAUUAGAUACUAAUAUACUGAUUAUCCUUCGCUUUGUUAAGGCUUACAUCGGUGAAAUUUAAGGGUGCGAAUUAACUGUAUAUACGAUGUAUAUUUUGUAUUGGUUUAUAGAUGAUUUCUGAUCCAAAAAUGGAGCUGUACAUAGUUAGAGUUAUUCGUGUAGUUCGACGUGCAGCUCUGAGUUUAGCGAUGAGUUUUUCCAUGGAAUUUAUGGAGUGCUAGUUCAGUUAGUGAGUUGCGUUAGUUCACCAGUACGCUGGGCUUUCGAUUAAUCUUACCAAAAUGUUACGUCGCAAUUUUGUGCACUUAAGGUUUUGUAGGCAGUUAAAGUUUUAAUUUCUAUUUCAUUGUUAUUAGUUUGAGAGAUCUGUUAAAACAAAACUUCAAGGAAAAGCUACGAAUUAGUGAACGAUAUUAAAUUAUUAAAUGGGAAGGUGUUUUAAUAAAGACAUGUACGAGUGG